GUCUGUUUCCGGUGACGUCUGUUUCCGGUGGGCUUGACGCUCUGCUGAUUGGCUGAUUGACCGAGCUCAACGAAGUCUUGAUGGCGGAGCGUCUCGUCGGAGCGGAGAAACGUCCCGUCGGCCUCCCGGAGGAGUGAACUCGACUCGCUCACGUUCAGGAGUUCAUUCCGGAGGAUAAAAUGGCGACUUUAGUUCUGGACAACGGAGCCUACACCGCGAAGAUCGGCUACAGCCAGGACAAAGUCCGCGUCAUCCCAAACUGCCAGUUCCGCUCCAAGACGUCCAGAUUAAAAACCUUCACAGCCAAUCAGCUGGAUGAGAUCAAAGACCCUUCAGGCCUCUUUUACAUCCUCCCCUUCCAGAAGGGUUACCUGGUCAACUGGGAUGUCCAGAGGAAAGUCUGGGACCACCUGUUCGGAAAGGAGAUGUUCAAGGUGGACUUCGUAGACACCAGCGUCAUCAUCACCGAGCCGUACUUCAACUUCUCCUCCAUCCAGGAGUCCAUGAACGAGAUCCUGUUCGAGGAGUACCAGUUCCAGUCGGCCCUCCGGAUAAACGCCGGCUCCCUGGCUGCUCACCACUUCUUCCACUCUCACCCGUCGGCGCUCUGCUGCCUGCUGGUCGACAGCGGCUUCUCCUUCACGCACGUCGCCCCGUAUUGCCGCAGCAAGAAGAUGAAGGACGGCAUCCGCCGGGUCAAUGUAGGAGGGAAGCUGCUGACCAAUCACCUGAAGGAGAUCAUCUCUUACCGCCAGCUGCACGUGAUGGAUGAAACCCACGUGAUCAACCAGGUGAAGGAGGACGUCUGCUACGUGUCGCAGCAGUUCUUCAAAGACAUGGAGGUUUCUCAGAUGAAGGGCGAGGAGAACACGGUGGUGAGGGACUACGUCCUCCCAGACUUCAGCUCCAUCAAGAAGGGCUUCUGCAAGCCUCCAGACGAGAUGGUCUUCAGUGGGAAGUACAAGACCGGAGAGCAGAUCCUGCGUUUGGCCAACGAGCGCUUCGCCGUCCCCGAGAUGCUCUUCCACCCGUCGGACAUCGGCCUCCAGGAUAUGGGGGUCCCCGAGGCCAUCGUGGACUCCAUCCAGUCCCUGCCUGAAGAGAUGCACGCCCACUUCUACCAGAACGUCGUCCUGAUUGGAGGCAACUCUCUGUUCGUCGGCUUCAGGGAGCGGCUGGAGGCGGAGUUACGGUCGCUGGCCCCCGCCCACCUGCCCGUCGCCGUCCUCCAACCCGCAAAUCCCAUCUGUUACUCGUGGGAAGGGGGCCAGCUGCUGGCUCACAGUCCGGACUACGACGAGGUCCUGGUGACCCGGGACGACUACGAGGAGAACGGACACUUCAUCUGCGAGGAGAAGUUUGACAUUUGACUGAAGCGUCGUGGACUUUAAAACGUGGAACAAUAACAUGUGUUGUUUUUCUACAGUUAUUUUUAAUUUUAUUUUAUACUCGUGUCUGUUUUUCUAAGCUGUCAAUCAAACAUUGUGGCCUCAAUCUCUUUAAUUCUCAGUAAACUCUGAAAUGACUUCAUAAGUUUGAUUUAAGAAGACUUAAUAAUGUCUACGUGUUUGAAUGAUGCUUUUAUUUUGAAGGACUUGUCUUCACUGACAGAUGUUCUUUAGUUAAGAGACUGAACGUUCAACUGGAGGAGACCAAGAAGAAGAGAUCAUCUGGAAGGUUUAAACAAGAACAGCUUCCUGUUUCAGAGCCAAGAGUUUCACAAUAAAAGCGUCCGAGAACGAGCUGGACUUCAUCAAAGCUCUUCAGACAUCACAAUAUAUCAGCUGAUCUCAUCACCGUUUAAACCUCUUCAAUCAAUAUUUACUGAUCAAUAAACACCCCGUUCAACAGGA
Messenger RNA from Cyclopterus lumpus (lumpfish), 1853 nucleotides. It is a transcript of the gene actr6, whose product is annotated as actin related protein 6. NCBI's taxonomy places the organism in Eukaryota, Metazoa, Chordata, Actinopteri, Perciformes, Cyclopteridae. Bases 180 to 1370 code for a protein of 396 amino acids. The transcript is spliced from 11 exons. The record is from RefSeq and is a predicted model, not a curated record. Gene Ontology annotation, molecular function: nucleosome binding. Gene Ontology annotation, cellular component: Swr1 complex.